Molecule: messenger RNA, 3735 nt
Organism: Paramisgurnus dabryanus
Lineage: Eukaryota; Metazoa; Chordata; Actinopteri; Cypriniformes; Cobitidae
Gene: ptafr
Product: platelet-activating factor receptor
Biological process (GO): G protein-coupled receptor signaling pathway; chemotaxis
Cellular component (GO): membrane
Molecular function (GO): G protein-coupled purinergic nucleotide receptor activity; platelet activating factor receptor activity
Source: RefSeq, a predicted model, not a curated record
CGCACUUCAUAGAAAGCGUGAGGAGCGCGUGCUGGAACAAACACAUUGAUCUUGAUAUACGAGAUAUUCAACAUGGUGACCCCUACAGUCUGGCCAACUGCUGUCAACGCUUUCGGGAACCAAACGCCAGCCGGAAACACAUUCUCGAAAUUCAUCGAGUCUGAGUUUCGUUUCACCCUCUUCCCCAUCUUCUACGGCGUGGUCUUUGUCUUAGGAUUGGCAGCCAACUGCUACGCACUUUAUGUAUUGCACAAAAUGCGGGACUCUAAAGCCAUGAAUGAGAUUCGCAUCUACAUGACCAACCUGACGAUUGCAGACUUGCUGUUCGUGUCCGCUCUACCGUUCUGGAUCGGGUACUACGCGAACAACGGCAACUGGAAGUAUUCGGAUGUUGUCUGUCGCAUCACAGGGUCGUUCUUUUUUAUUAACACUUACUGCUCCGUCUUCUUUCUUGCUGUUAUCAGCAUUAACCGUUACUGGGCUGUUACCAGGCCACUGGUCGCCGCUUCUUCCGACUGCUGGAAACGUGGAGCGAUCAUCUCAGCGGGCAUCUGGGCCGUCACUCUUUCAGUUUCUAUUAAAUUUCUCAUUGAUCCUGGGGUCCAGAAAGAUGGCGAGAAAAACCGCUGCUUCGAGGGUUAUCAUAACGAGACUGAUGAUACGAAAAAAACAGUCGCCGCAACGCAUUUCCUUAUUAUCGCCGUGUUUUUUGUCGUCUUUUUAUUGGUGAUUCUGUGCAACAUCUCGAUCGCUCGAACUCUUCUGUCUCAACCCAUCAGUCAGCCCCGAGCCAGUACGGGGAAGCGACCCGGCGGCACAAAGCGGAGAGCUUUAAAGAUGCUGUUUGCCGUUGUGGGCGUGUUUGUGAUCUGUUUCCUACCCCAUCAUGUGGUGCAGGGUCCGUGGGUUCUGGUAGUGUUGGGCCUAAAAGAAGGUAAAUGGAGCAUGAAGACUCAUCAACUCAUUAAUGAUGCUCAUCAGAUCACACUCAUGCUGAUGGGAUUAAAUUGCAUUCUGGAUCCUCUGGUGUAUUGCUUUGCCACCACAAAGUUUCGCAAAUACAUUCAGGGUCACUUUAAAAAGGCCAAGGAUAAGAAAAACUGCUCACGUCAGACGCUAAGCACGGCUAUGUCUUUGAAGAGCAGAAAUCAGACCGAGUUAUGAAUGUUGCCAAAUGUAUAGAUGACUCUCGAUGUUUGUUUAUUAAGUUAUUAAUUAAUUUCACAAUUCAAAGUUUGCUCCACAGUUACUUGCAUGCAUUGGUGGUGUAGCAACUUAACUAUUUUAAGUGUUAUUAUUUUAGGUGUUUGUUAAAAGAAUGGCUCAAAAUGAAAAAUACAAACUUGUAUGACACAAAGCUGUCAUAUGGCUUGAGAUAACUUGAAAUGUAGUCACAUGGACCACUUUGCGGUUGUUGUGGGUUUUUAAGGCUUGAAGCAUAGGUUUGCUACAAAACCAUGGGUUACUGUAGUAAGACCAUGGUUUUGCCAAUGGUAAACUUGUUUAAUUUUUGUAAGGGUUGUUAGUGCAGUGUUUUGGCGACGGUUUUAUGAAGAAUGAUAACGUAAUGCCAGUAGCUGAAGAUUGACAAAGACAAAUAAGAGGUCACAUGUGGUUGAUCUGUAAGAUAGCUUUUAUUUGUUCUCAAAAUAACCUUGAACUUGCUUUUUAUCUUUUCAGUCUUUGCAGCUCAGUCUUUAAAGCAGGACACAAUCUGCAAGGUUGUGAGUUUAACUGAGAAAAAAUAAUGUUUGAUUGCACUGUAAGUCGCUUUCUAUGUAAUUUCUAAUGUAAAUGUAUUUAUAAUCUUAAAUGCACUUUGUAAAAACAGCUUUGAGGUAGUUUGACUAUGAAAACAAAUAUUAGAUUGUUUUGAAUGACUGGUAGCUUUGUUACUGUAAGCAGCGUUUCUGUGCAGAAUCAUCACUGAAAUUAUAGCACUAAGGGGUUUAGAUUAAUCCAGGACCUUGACCUUUGUUAUAUUACGAAAUUGCAUAGUUUUUACAAAAACAAAAUACUGGUGUGCAUCUUGAGACAAAACAAUGGCACUGAUAUAUGUUAAGGCUGCUCAAACAUGCAUUUUAGUCUGGGACUAAGCCUCGUCCAGGAAACUGCCCCAUAAUGUUUUAUUAGUAGUAUGAUGAAAAAAUGAACUAAUAUGCAGUUAAAGGUGCAGUGUGUAAAUUUUAGCAGCAUCUAGUGGUGAGAUUGCUCAGUCCACUGCUCACCCCUUGCUUUUGAAACACAUAGAGAAGCUACUGUAGCCACCACCGGACAAACAGGUCAUCGUCGGAGACAACUUAGUAAAAAAAGUUUGUCAUUUAAGGGCUUCUGUAGAAACAUGGCGGCCCAAAAUGGCGACUUACAUGUAAGGGGAACCUCGGUGUAUGUAGAUAAAAACAUCUAAUAAGGUAAUAAACACAUAACGGUUCAUUAUGAAAGGUCUUUAUUAUUAUUUUGCAUUUCUGUCUUACUUCUAAAAUUAACACACUGCACCUUUAAAGUAUUGUUUAUGAUUAGUUAAUGCUAACUAAUAACAAACAAAACCUAAUGUUAAGUGGUACCUUAAUAUGUUUGGUUUUAUUAAAUAAAAAAAAAUGUAAAUAUCUAUAUUUUUAUUAUUGUCAAUAUUUUUUUUUGUUAUAACAACCUAAUUAUUAAAAUUAUUGAGUUUUGACUUGUGACGUUGAUUUAACAUAACCAAGUUAAAGUAACAAAAACAUAUAUUGAUAUGAUAUAAUUUUGACAGUGUGUUGUAAAUUUUUGUUUAUAUGUAAACUCUAUAUAUAAUCCUAAUUUAGCGGGUCACCUUUUACAUUAAGGCUUUAAGCAGACGCUUACAAAGAUCAAGAAACAAUCAAGCGAAUUGUCAUAGGAAGGCAAUAAUACAAGCGCUUAUACCAAGUUACAAGUUUUUACAAUCCGGAAACAAUACCUGUUGAGAGACAAAGAUCAUUCGUUUUCUCUAUCUUAAAUUGACAGCGAGCUCAGGCUCACCUGCUGUAUCUGAGUCACAUGCUUGUUCCUGGUUUCGAUCUCAAGAAUAGAAUUGCUUUUUUCAGGAACUUUUCUUUUCUUAUGCAAUAAUUUGUUGCUCAAAAGGAGAACUUGAACAUUUCAAAUGAACAAAAUGUCUUUUUAUAUGUGACUUACAGUGAUAAGUUUAAUAGUUCAACAUUUUGAAAUGACACUCAGAAAGAAUUUUAUGUUGUGUUCCCAACUUCGGACAUUUAAAUUGUGAAAGGUAUUGUAUUGUUAUUUAUAACUGAUUGUAAUAUUUCUUGUUUAUAUUGUUUUGUAUUUUGUAUGGUGUACAAUUAUAUUUUUAAACCUUGUCAGAUGUGUUCAUUUUAUAAAAUAUGACUUUUCCACACUGAAAUCUUUGAUACAUACAGUAAUUUAUGGCGAUCUUUGUUUUUCUUUGUUAUAAUAUUAUCAUAUUUCAUGAUAUUAUAAUGCCGCUAAUGAUUCAGCUUUAUGUCCAUCAAGCAGGAAAUUAGGCAAAAAUGUGUUGCUAAUGUCUGCUAAUGCUUGCAUGGUUCAGACAAAUAUGUGUGAUGCUCAGAAAGAUGGGUUAUUGAUGACUCCAUUUUAUUCUCAGGCAAUUGUGACUCAGGCAUAUUAUUAUUGUGCGUCCACUAUUUAUUCGAGUUCUCAAGAGUUCAUUCACCUUUGUACAUAAAAUACUGAAGUUGAUGUCCAAUCAAUUAAAUAAACUUUGUUCAUUUAGCUGGA